This is a messenger RNA of Toxoplasma gondii ME49, 616 nucleotides long. RefSeq lists its product as hypothetical. The record is from RefSeq and is a predicted model, not a curated record. The transcript is spliced from 2 exons. Lineage: Eukaryota; Apicomplexa; Conoidasida; Eucoccidiorida; Sarcocystidae. Bases 34 to 486 code for a protein of 150 amino acids.
CACGCAACGUUCCUUCCGCUCCGUGUCGCUCCGAUGGACACGGUCCGGUGGCUCUUUGCCAGAUCGCCGCGCGCGUCGCCAAACCGAGGUCGCCUGGCGGUCGCAUUUUCGGCCCGCCUAGCAACUGGGCGCGUGGACUGCGCUGCCACUUUUUCCCAACGAGCAACUGUGGGCAGAGCGCGCGCGCUUCGAAAUAAGGCGCAUCUGUUGACGCCGUCGCGCCCGUCGAAUCCUAGGCUGUCUGUGAGGGGCGUAAAUGCUGCGCCUCUGUGCCUGUGGAGAACUCGCCAACAGACUUCCUGUUUUGCAGAUUUCUGUUUCGAACCGUUUCUGAGGAGAAGGCGCCGCAGUAAAAAAACCUUAGGAAAUUCGUUUCGUCGACCGUGUCCUCGCUACCGGGUCUCAGAAGGUCACAGGGGCCACCUCUGCAAACGCCUGGCGUGCGGAAUGUGUCCGCGCCUGCUCUGUCCUCUGUGCGAGAGGUAGGACAGGUUCGAGAGCACCACUUGCAAGGCGCGGAAGGCUGUGAAAUCGUUGCGUUCUGAGAGGGAAGACGCUUCAUACAUCGCGUCUUUUUUUAAACAGCUGAGUCUCGUAUUCAAAGGCGGAACCACGC